Molecule: messenger RNA, 492 nt
Organism: Colletotrichum graminicola M1.001
Lineage: Eukaryota; Fungi; Ascomycota; Sordariomycetes; Glomerellales; Glomerellaceae
Exons: 2
Coding region: 1-492 (163 amino acids)
Source: RefSeq, a predicted model, not a curated record
AUGCUUCGUCCCGCAACUUCUCUCUUAUGGACCUGGCUGGUUUUCUGCCGCCUCUGCACAGCGAUCCCCGCCGACGCCUUGGAGCUCUCCUCUAGAGACACGUAUAAAGACGACCAGGGCAGCUACGACUGCCUCCAGGAAGCCUGUGACGUCACCGUUUGCGCGACCGAUCCAGAUAAUGCAUUCGCCGAGGCCACCGCUGGCGUACUACUCCAGAUAGGCCCGGAUUGUACGGGGUGGGCGGACGGGAGCCCUUGGUUAGUUACAGACGGUGACCCUGCCGCCUGCCCUGUAGGCCGUCGGCUGUACCGGGGCUGGUUAAUGAUAUGGCGUGGGUGGAACAACAAUGGCAAGCAUUCGGUAACGACUUUUGUGCCGUGGGAGAAUUUCAAGGGUGCUACGUGCACUGGCAAACAGGACGUCGUCUGUAUCAAAGGACCUAAAAAGAUUCCGGAUCCGAACACCGGUAUAUGUAUGAAUUGGGAUCUGUGA